Ceratina calcarata is the source of this 5237-nucleotide messenger RNA. RefSeq names its product SH2 domain-containing protein 3C. Gene Ontology annotation, molecular function: guanyl-nucleotide exchange factor activity; phosphotyrosine residue binding. Gene Ontology annotation, biological process: positive regulation of peptidyl-serine phosphorylation; small GTPase-mediated signal transduction. NCBI's taxonomy places the organism in Eukaryota, Metazoa, Arthropoda, Insecta, Hymenoptera, Apidae. The coding region runs from base 1906 to 4362 and encodes 818 amino acids. The record is from RefSeq and is a predicted model, not a curated record. The transcript is spliced from 6 exons.
UAAGUUUAUAUUAAGAAAGGUUGGCUAUAUUUUCAGAAACAUGUAUAAUUAAAUAUUUUUCGCUGAGUGUAAUCUCGAAAUAAAUAUUAUUUUUACAAAAACUGUUUGCAAAAACCAAUUUCAAGACUUUUUGAGAAUUUCUCCAGAAGCUGUAAGUAAAUUCUUUUUUCAGUAUGUUUCUUGAACGAGGUACAUAUGUACAUACAUUGAGUUCGAUUAUGCAGAUUUAUCGAUUGAAAGGAAACGAUAAACGUUGGAAUGAAUGAUCCAUUGUUCUGGUCGCUGCACCGCGCCGACUGAUCUAUCGUUGACAUUUCGAGUUCGGAGAACGUUGUCAGUCGCUUUAUGUUUAUCUCUGUUAUCACAAACGAGCAAUGCGCCGUUCGACAAAACUCGACAAAUUCAAUCUCGAACGCAGAUCUUUCAUAUACGAGUAAAUGCAUUUUUACAUAACAACGAACAGCUGUUGAUUCGAGCUACUUCCUAAUGAAACGAAUAUGAACGCUUAUAUGUAUACAUCUCAAAAUUUUCUCAUCUUUUUAUAUAAAGAAUUACAAGUAAAUACAUUCAACAAAAAUUAAACACUUGAAAUUCUUCAAACAUUCAUUUAGUAAAUGUUUAUUUCCAUGGAACAAAUUAAACCACGCCGAUGGUACUUGAACCAUGUUUCUGAAAAUAGAGCGGAACGGAAACGGUUCGGAAACCCUCUGGAACAGUAUAUAUACACAUCCGCACGUUUUCUUGGCGGAGAAUGCACGCGAGGUCACGGGACUCGUGAACAAUCCGCAGUCGAAGAUCGUUCCUCCACGGAACUGUCGACGAAUUUGAAAAACGCGGAGUCGAAAAGAGAAGUUGGCUCGACUAGAAAUAUACCCGGGCGAGAAGUCGCCAAGCUGAUUUCGCGGGGAAGAACGAACGCGGAGGCUCGUAUCCGUGAUUGGAAAGGCACGAGACAAGAGAAACAGGUUUAUAUCCGCAGCGUGUGAAGGCGCGGAGCGAAGAUAAACGAAUCGAAGCGAAAGUGAGCCGAACGCCUCAGUUUCCAGCGAACUGUUCGAUGGAACCGCGCGCGGUACUUAAAUUCCAUGAAGAGAACAUUUUCUGCCGUUCGAUGGCGUAUAAAAAGAUUUUUGAGCAUCGCGAGUGGAGAGGAUAAUCGGUGAUACACGAUCGGGAAGCGUUGGCGGUGAGAGCGUGGUCGUUUCGUGGCUUGCACCUGCGAUCUUGAAUGGCACUGCGAUACGAACAGGAAUUCGAGUAGAGGGUCGAGUCGCGGUUCUGUUGGACGUUCUUUGAAAGCGAAACCGGUGAUUGGAAUCGAAUCGAGUGGGUGCCCUGUGAAGCUUCCCGGAGUUAAGAACGCGACAGGUGCAUCGGCUGUGAAAUAAAAGGUUGCAGAAAAUGCAUGCACGAGGAACAGAAAUCGUGGCGCGAAGUCUAUAUUGAGAUAGGCGUUUUAUCAAAUAUAUGUGAUUAAUGCAAAUAUAAAAACGAGUCCGAAAGACAUUUCUUUUAUAAAAUAAAAUCAAGUAUCUAAUACGAAAGAUCAAUAAUGAAGUAAAAAAGCAUUUAAUAAAAGAUCUGAUUCUGAUCGGGACAUCGUUAUCGGUGACAGGCGCAGGUGAGAGAGAGGGACACGCGGGUAAAAGGCAUUAAAUUGCACCGAUCGUUUGCGUACGACGUUCGAGGACUGAUAAAACCGUUCAGCACGGCAGCGAUGGAGGGGCGUUGGUAUUCCAGCUCGCGAUAGCGGAUCGGUUCGCGAGUUGUUUUACACAAAACGUUUCUCGCGACCGGGGCCGAACGAUUCGUUCUCGAUCUACACGCGCUUCGUACGUUUAAACAUUUAUCAGUUGGCGAAUAGAAUUAACGCGAAGCAUUCUCAAGCAAUCGCCGUGAAUUGCGAUGAUCGUGAGUGACAAGGAUCGCGGGCAGAAAAAUACAGGCAUGCGCAUAGCAUGGAGCUUCCGGUUUCCAUCGAUGGGUACCCUGCAAAAUCUAGGCGCCAGCGGCCGUCGUCGGAAAAGAAACGGCAUACCCUCUUCAACCUCUUGUAAGGACCUCCAUCAGAAGCGACACACGAUCCACCUACAGCCGGAAGUAAUUAUUCAGAAGGAGCCAUCUUUCAUCGUGACGCCGCCGUCACCGGAUGAUCCGACCGAGCACUACAGAAGGUCGUCGGAAGUAAAGGACGAGGAGGCGAAGGAGGACGAGGUGGUCGUAGUGAACAGGAGGGUGGACUGCGACGCGUGCGAAUCCGCUGCCAAAAGGGUUGACAGCAACGACUACUCGAAUCUGCCAAUGGAGCCACCAGAAGAGUCAACACGCAAACUUCUCGAGCGGGAACUUCGACUUCUGGACCCCAGGGAUUUAAGAUCGCAUGCUUGGUACCAUGGUAGCACCCUCCGCGGUGGCAGAAAGGGUGCCGAGACGGAAGUACCAAACGACGGCGAUUUCCUGGUGCGAGACUGUGCCUCCCAACCCGGAAACUACGUCCUCACGGUCCGAUGGAAGGGACAGCCUCUCCAUUUCGUUAUCAACAGGGUAGUAAUACAACCAGAAACAGUAUACGAAAGAGCCCAAUACCAGUUCGAAGACGAGGCAUUUGACACGGUAGCAGAUCUGAUAACGUUCUACGUGGGCAGCGGUCGACCGAUAAGCCAGGCGAGCGGUGCGCGUAUAAUCACACCGAAACCACGCUGCGUUCCUUUGACUCACGUGCCGGCGAGCAACCAGCACUGCUCCAGUCCUUCGUCCUCGUCGUUGUCAACCGGCUCUCCUCCUCGUCUACCUCGGAAACAACAACGAAGCCACUCGCUGACUGCCCAGCAUCCUCCCAUAGAUCAGCACGACGCUCGACAAACGUCUAAUCAACAGACAACGACGCACGUGCCGGUUCAGUCGAGCACGUUGCCACGAGUCCCGCCUAUUCAGAAUCAGCCACCGUCGUGUUCCUUGUCCCUGGGACGUCAAAAGAUCACCAGGGUGAUCUCCGACCCCGCUUUACAACAACAGCAACAGUCGAUUCUACCAGCGAGUUUGAAUCAUCAAAGUUCUCAUGCCACGGCACCACCGAAACCACCGAGGGUACCGUAUGCGGCUAAUUACCAACAGCACGCUCAUUAUCAUCAUCAUCAUCAUCACCAUCACCAUCAUCAUCCUCAUCCCCAUCCUCAUCAUCAAGGCUACCAGGCCAGCGGGAGUGACAGCGGGAACGGGUCCGGUGACAGCGAGUUCGAAACGAACAACUCUGGGGGUGCCAGUAACCCUUCCUCGUCUGUUCCCAUAAAAGGAGUCGUGAUCAGGAGUUACUAUAACAUCAGUAACGACGGCACUAAUGGAAAUAACGGCAACGAGUACGAACUAUCCGCGGAGGAGCAGCUAGUAGUCGCCGCACCGUCUUUAGAGAUCACAACGGCUUUGGACAUCGAAGGAUUCACUACUCUUUUAUUGCCAGCCGGUGAACACAGGCCUCUGGAUCCCACCGCUUUAAGAGGAGUCUCAGGAAUGUUACACGACUCCGCUCCGAGAGUGUUGGCCUCGCACCUGACCAAAAUCGACUUGGAAUUAGCUCUACAGCCCGGUAUCGGAAAUAGAAACGGCCUCAGUGGUAUAGAGUUAGCUACUCUACCACACGGAAGGCAAGCCAGGAUGGAUUUGAUCGAGAGAUCGGAAUGCUUGAAGCUUCUCGUGGCGGUGACUGUACUGGCUGGAGCCACUGCUAUUGAAAGAGCAGCUACGAUCAGCAAGUGGAUCAAGGUAGCCAUCGACACCAAGACUGCCCUGGGCAAUUUAUACGGCUUCUGCGGCGUCAUGCUCGGACUGUGCUUACCCCAGAUACAAAGGUUGGCAAACACCUGGCAUUUAUUGAGGCAGAAACACACCGAUGAAGCGUUCAGCUUCGAGGCGAAGCUCAGACCGACGCUCAGAGCUAUGAACGAGUGCACGAACCCUCAGGCACCGAACACUACUCUUCCUCAUCUAUUACCCAUCGCUCUGCUCGGGGAACGAGGGCCUGAAGAUAUUUUGGGAACGGCAGCACCGUCAGGGCUGACGGCAGCAGUUCUAUCGCCCUGGGAGAAUUCUGCGCCCGAUUGUGGCCUCACGAUCGUUUGGUCCCAUUUGGAAUCGGCUCGAAAAAUGUCAGAGAAUCUUCCUCUGUUCCGUAGGAACGCGGAAAUCGUACUGGAGGGCUCGCGAAGCGACGAGCUAUUAUCUGACGCGUUCCGAACGGAGUUUCACAUAAAAUUCCUUUGGGGAAGUCGCGGUGCCACGGUUGCACCGGAGGAGAGGCAUCUAAAGUUCACGCAGGUGUUGGACGCGAUGUUCGACAAAUGUUCGUCGAGCGAAGUGACGGCCUAAAGACGACCGGCGACCAAAGGAGAAUAUUUUAUAUUUUUAGAUAGAACCUCGAUUACUUUGGUAAUCGCCGAUUUUUUGAAGCAACUUUUCCUCGAUACGCAAAGCAAAGUUGAAGUGAAGGGACCCGAACGUGCUGUUUCCUUUCGACAGACUUUAGUACUUUUUAAGUGUAAAUUAUCGUUGUGUAAUUAUGUAAUUAAGUGACCCGUGUACAUUGAUUAUAAUUUCGUAAGGCGUUAGUAUUUUAUUUGAUAUGUUGAUCGAUUGUGAUUGAAUACACUUAUUAUUAAUUGACCAUACACGUUUCUUCGACAAUUUGGACGAACAUUUCUUCGCGACCGGACCGUUCCCCCGCAAUUUCUCGCCGUUUUGAGAAAUUCUUUUUCUAACGAGAUCGCAGCUCGUAAGCGUGAACCGUGUAAUGUGACUCCACCGUUGCGACGAACAAUUACGCUAUAAAUGAAAACAACGAAAUAUUUACAUCUCGUUACGCGUAACACACGUUACGCACAUACGUAUUUAUAUAUACAGAAUACUUGGUCGCGAUGGUCGAAUCGUAUCUGUGAGGGACAAAAAAUCAAAAGCAAAUAGCAUUAACGUGAUUUGUAUCGCAGAUGUAUUUAGCGCAAUAACAAUUCCUGAAAAGUAAUUAACGAUCCUUGAGACGGAGGAACCUCAUUUAAUAUUUCGGGAGAAGAAGAAGUGAGUGACGGUAUGAUAAUCAAAUCAAGUUGAACGUGUCGUGUACUUAAGCUCUAACCGAUCCUAUUAUUAUUCGGCCGAUUAUACAUACAUUGUAAAUGUUGUUCACGUUUGUUCACAUUUAAUAAUAUAUACAGAGAAUGAAAAGAUUUAUGUUUUAAUUGUCCAAUCAA